Haemonchus placei is the source of this 1110-nucleotide messenger RNA. NCBI's taxonomy places the organism in Eukaryota, Metazoa, Nematoda, Chromadorea, Rhabditida, Trichostrongylidae. The record is from the annotation of a GenBank genome assembly.
AUGACACUUGGAGAAACCCAAAUGAACGUCAUAUAUGAGAACAAAGAAAAUAUGGAUACUAACGAGCCCGCUCCACAAAAGUCUGGGGGGGAUGCAGUUCCGCAGGCUAUGCAAAUACUGUCGUCAUCACAUGCUACUAACGAAGAGGAGCCAUUAUUGAAGGAGAAUCCGAAUAGAUUUGUCAUUUUCCCGAUCAAGUACCAUGACAUCUGGGCCUUCUAUAAAAAAGCUGUGGCGUCAUUUUGGACUGUGGAAGAGGUCGAUCUCGCCAAGGACAUGGCUGACUGGGAGAAGAUGACUGAUAACGAAAGGUUCUUCAUAUCGCGAGUGCUUGCUUUUUUCGCCGCUUCUGAUGGUAUAGUCAAUGAGAAUUUGGUGGAACGCUUUUCCAAAGAAGUUCAAGUUCCUGAGGCUCGAUUCUUUUACGGUUUUCAAAUUGCCAUCGAAAAUAUUCACUCUGAAAUGUAUAGUAAGCUUAUUGAGACCUAUAUCAGAGAUGAGAAGGAAAGGAACAUCCUUUUCAAUGCAAUUUUCGAGUUCCCUUGUAUUGCAAAGAAGGCUGAAUGGGCGUUAAAAUGGAUUGCAGACCACAAAGCUCCUUUUGCUGAGCGAGUCAUAGCAUUUGCUGCUGUGGAAGGAAUAUUUUUCUCUGGGUCUUUCGCUUCCAUUUUUUGGCUGAAGAAGAGGGGAUUGAUGCCUGGUCUCACUCAUUCUAACGAACUCAUUUCAAGGGAUGAAGGACUUCAUCGCGAUUUUGCAUGUCUGAUGUAUUCGCAUAUCAAAAAUAAGCUGAGUCAUGAACGCAUCUAUUACAUCAUUAGAGAUGCUGUCGCUAUCGAACAGGAAUUCCUGUCAGAAUCUUUGCCAGUAGACAUGAUUGGAAUGAACUGUCGCCUGAUGUGUCAAUACAUAGAGUACGUCGCAGAUCAUCUGCUUGUUGAGCUUGGUUGCGAAAAGAUCUACAAGUCGAAGAAUCCUUUCGACUUCAUGGAGAACAUUUCUAUCGAUGGAAAGACUAAUUUCUUCGAAAAAAAGGUUUCUGAGUAUCAGCGUCCUGGUGUGUUGAGCACGGAAAAGGAGAGGCAGUUCCAGCUUGAUGCAGAUUUCUAG